This is a messenger RNA of Neopsephotus bourkii (Bourke's parrot), 3217 nucleotides long. It is a transcript of the gene EPAS1, whose product is annotated as endothelial PAS domain protein 1. Gene Ontology annotation, cellular component: nucleus; cytoplasm; transcription regulator complex. Gene Ontology annotation, molecular function: RNA polymerase II transcription regulatory region sequence-specific DNA binding; DNA-binding transcription factor activity, RNA polymerase II-specific; protein dimerization activity. NCBI's taxonomy places the organism in Eukaryota, Metazoa, Chordata, Aves, Psittaciformes, Psittacidae. The record is from RefSeq and is a predicted model, not a curated record. The transcript is spliced from 16 exons. Gene Ontology annotation, biological process: regulation of transcription by RNA polymerase II; cellular response to hypoxia. Bases 298 to 2892 code for a protein of 864 amino acids.
CGGCGGCGGCCCGAGGUUUAAAGUGAGAACUUUCCGCGGGCGGUGCCGAGCCGCACAGCCGCCGCCGCGCUCUCCUGCCCCGCAGCAGCCGCGGCCGCCGCCUCCCCCGGGCGGGCCGUACAAUCCUCGGCAGUGUCCUGAGACUGUACGCCCGCCUCGGGGGCGACCCGGCACAACCGGAUCGCCGACCCCCGACCGCUCGCUCGCCUCCGCCGCCCGCGGAGCCCCCGAGUCCCGCGGGCAGGUGCUGAGCCCGCCCCGGCCCGAGAGGCGGCGCAGGAGUCGGCAGCCGCCGCGAUGACAGCUGACAAGGAGAAGAAAAGGAGCAGUUCUGAGCGGAGGAAGGAGAAAUCAAGAGAUGCAGCAAGAUGCAGAAGAAGCAAAGAGACGGAAGUUUUCUAUGAACUGGCACAUGAACUGCCCCUGCCCCACAACAUCAGUUCCCACCUGGACAAGGCAUCCAUCAUGCGCCUGGCAAUCAGUUUCCUGCGCACUCACAAGCUGCUGUCUUCAGUAUGUGCUGACAACGAGAAUGAAUUAGAGGCAGACCAGCAGAUGGACAACUUGUACCUGAAAGCUUUGGAGGGAUUUAUUGCCGUGGUGACACAGGAUGGAGACAUGAUCUUUUUGUCAGAGAAUGUCAACAAAUACAUGGGUCUUACCCAGGUGGAAUUAACUGGACACAGCAUUUUUGACUUCACUCAUCCGUGUGACCACGAAGAAAUUCGAGAGAAUCUAAGCCUGAAAAAUGGUCCAGGCUUUGGGAAGAAAAGCAAAGAGAUGUCAACUGAGCGUGACUUCUUCAUGAGGAUGAAAUGCACUGUUACCAACAGAGGCAGAACUGUUAACCUCAAGUCUGCCACAUGGAAGGUUUUGCACUGCACUGGACAAGUUAAAGUAUAUAACACUUGCCCUCCUCACACUCUGUGUGGGUAUAAAGAGCCUCUUCUCACCUGCCUUAUAAUAAUGUGUGAGCCUAUUCAGCAUCCUUCAAACAUCGAUAUCCCCCUGGACAGCAAGACCUUCCUGAGUCGCCACAGCAUGGACAUGAAAUUCACCUACUGUGAUGACAGAAUAACAGAGUUAAUUGGAUACCAUCCAGAGGAGCUGCUGGGCCGUUCAGCAUAUGAGUUCUACCAUGCCUUGGACUCGGAGAGUAUGACCAAGAGUCACCAGAACUUGUGUACAAAAGGUCAAGUAGUGACAGGCCAGUACCGUAUGCUUGCCAAGCAUGGUGGAUACGUAUGGCUGGAGACACAAGGAACAGUGAUUUACAAUACACGCAACCUACAGCCUCAGUGUAUCGUCUGUGUCAACUAUGUGCUGAGUGAAAUCGAGAAGAACGAUGUCGUGUUCUCCAUGGACCAGACGGAAUCGCUCUUCAAGCCUCACCUGCUGACGAUGAACACCGCCUACGAGAGCAGCAUCCCCGCAACAGAGAAGAGUGACUUCUUGUUUACUAAGCUAAAGGAGGAACCAGAGGAACUGGCUCAGCUGGCACCAACACCCGGCGAUGCCAUUAUUUCCCUGGAUUUUGGGACACAGAAGUUUGAGGAAGCCCCUGCCUUCCCCACUGCUGUACUGACACCAAACAAAGCAUGGCCAGUGGAAGUGAAAAACCACGCUGCUCAAGGUGAAACACUGACAAUACCAUCCUUUACAAUGCCUCAGAUUGCACCUGGCAACAGUACUCCAAGUGCAAGCAGUAACAGUAGCUGUUCCACGCCAAGCAGCCCAGGAGAUUAUUACAGUUCUGUGGAUGAAGAUCUGAAGAUUGAAGUGAUUGAAAAACUUUUUGCCAUGGACACAGAAUCAAAAAGCCAGUGCACCUCACAGACUGACUUCAAUGAACUGGACCUUGAAACCUUGGCUCCUUACAUUCCUAUGGAUGGAGAAGAUUUCCAGCUCAGCCCAAUCUGCCAAGAAGACCGUCCUCUCUCUGAAAGUGCACAAAAUACCCAGCAGAGUCUAAGUAGCAUGAGUACCAUCUUUCAACCCCUUGCUUCUGCUUCACAGAAUCAGUUUCUCCCAGAGAAAUAUUGCCCACAGCUAUCAAAUAAAAAAGUGAAUCCUGGUCGUGGGUCCCUGUCAUCAGUGUUCUUCAACAAUAUGAGCAGGUCAUCACUGCCACCGUACCAUGACCAAGCCAGCACUCCCUUGUCUUCGAUGGGAGGAAGACCAAACACACAAUGGCCACCUGAUCCCCCAUUAGAAUACAUCCCUUCUAAAUGGAGACUCAUGGAUAAAUACUCAGGAUCCCUAUCAAGUUCCCCCUCAGGACCACCAAUACAUUCUCCAAAUAUGCCCAUAUAUAAAAAAAGGCCUUUGGAUGCUUUUGGGCAGCGAGGCAUAGAUGUAAACCCAGCAAGAAUUGCUCUGGCUAACAGUUUGAAAUUGAAGCGGCAACUGGAUUAUGAAGAACAAGCAUUACAACAGCUGAGUGGGGGAGAUCCAUCUGUCAUUAAUUCAUCUCACCUAAUGUGGAAGAGAAUGAAAUUUCUGAAAGGGGAAAACUGUUCCUUGGUUACAGAAAAGAAAUCUCUCAGCACAAGUGUUCUUACUGAUGAAUUUGUCUGUAAUUCGAGAGGCCUGAGCCAACCAAUGAAUCAACUACAGCAGCAGCAGCAGCAACCAACCUGUGGCAGUCCUGGCGAGAAUUUGAAAGCAGGAGCCUUUCCCCCUCCGUUUUACAGUUCCCAUUGUCAGGACUAUGCUGUCCAGCCAGCUCAUAAAGUGUCAGGUAUGACCAGUCGUCUGCUGGGGCCUUCCUUUGAACCCUACUUGUUGCCUGAGUUGACAAGAUAUGACUGUGAGGUGAACGUCCCUGUUUUGGGCAGCUCUACGCUUCUGCAGGGCAGUGAACUGCUCAGAGCGCUGGACCAGGCAACCUGAGCGAUCCUGCAGUAUUCCGUGGCCUAUACUGUUCAAAACAGCUUCAGUUUUUAAAUAUAUUUUUGCAAGUAGACAAUUUCUAAUACAAAUACACUUUUACAGGAUUUUACUUAGAUAUUGAACCUGUCCACAUUACCAAAUAGUGGCCUUUUGAAGUUACUCACUUUAUUAUUCAUAUUAAAGAAAUACAUCUACUGUAUUUUCUCUAUUGCAAUUAAAGUGUUGUUUAGAGAGUGAUUACCCUCCCCCUUGUCUCAUGACCUGUAAUUUAUAUGCUGAAAUUUGCUGCAAAUUUCAUGCUAAUAAAAAGCUGUGGUAGAAAUGC